CAAAGCUUAGCAUCUUUAGAGGGCAACUUGGCAGUGCAAGUGGUGCGACUAACAAGACCUUGCAACAUGAAGAGUGGCGCACUAUUAUGUUGUAUGUCUUGACCAACCUAUCCGAAGUGGAGCCGUACAUGCAGGAAUUCAAUGAGCAAUUCUGGCAUGAAUCAAGGGAACCUACCCUCGAGGAAGCUUCGGCCCUUCUUAGAGAUGGUGUGGGAAAUGACAUGCCCGAUUUCAUUUCUUGGUUCAAACAGAAAGGAACAACCGACGAGUCUAUGAGUGCCGACUUGAGACAAGUUGCUGAUGGUUGUGCCUAUAGGGUCAGGUCAUUUAAGGCUUACGACGUGAAUGGAUAUCGCUUCCACACAGCAAGCCACGAGCAGAGUCGGCCCAAUCGUAGAACAACAAAUACCGGAGUUUUUACUCCAGGCUUAGAUGGGGCUGAGUACUACAGAAGAAUUGAAGAAAUAUACGAACUGAAUUUUGAUGGGAGCAAACCUCUGAAUCCCGUCAUAUUCAAAUGCCAUUGGUUCGAUCCAGAAGUAACUGUAUUUGAAAUUACACUGAUGCAACACCAUGUUGCCCUUCCUCCUGGUUCUAUGGAAAAAAUAAGCUACAUUGCUCCUGUUGAAUCCGGGGAGUUCGUCGAGGAGGAGGAGGAGGAGGAGCCGAGAGUUCAAGACUUCGAGUAG
Molecule: messenger RNA, 689 nt
Organism: Phragmites australis (common reed)
Lineage: Eukaryota; Viridiplantae; Streptophyta; Magnoliopsida; Poales; Poaceae
Exons: 5
Coding region: 87-689 (200 amino acids)
Source: RefSeq, a predicted model, not a curated record